Molecule: messenger RNA, 956 nt
Organism: Zophobas morio
Lineage: Eukaryota; Metazoa; Arthropoda; Insecta; Coleoptera; Tenebrionidae
Product: fibrinogen C domain-containing protein 1-like
Exons: 4
Coding region: 54-896 (280 amino acids)
Source: RefSeq, a predicted model, not a curated record
GAAUGGCUGACUUAAGUAACUUCGACUGAGUUACAACUCACACAUUUGGCAAAAUGGGGUGCAGUUUUGUCCUGGUGUGGCUUUUCGUUGUGCUUUGUGGCUGUCAGGGGAAUUUUGUUAGCUCCACAGUCACUCCUGACACCGAACACGAAAAAGUGGACCUAGAAUUCACAAUCAGAGAAAUCUAUCGUCGUUUAGAAAAUCUAGAUAGGCAUUAUGCGGAAAACAACAGAAAAACAGACACUAUACCAGAAAAUUGUCUAGAAGUAAAAAAGCGAGGAAAUAAUGUGACUGGUAUCUUUCUCAUUAAACCCGAGUACGCAUCUGCCCCUUUUCUGGCGCUUUGUGAUAUGAUUACGAGGGGCGGUGGAUGGACAGUCAUUCUGAACAGAUUCGAUGGCUGUUUGGAUUUUUAUUUAGGCUGGCAAAACUACAAAAACGGUUUUGGAAAUCUAGCUGGAGAAUUCUGGUUGGGUUUGGAGAAGAUUCAUCAAUUGUCUGGUUUUCAAGUCAACGAGCUACUCGUGGAAUUAGUCGACUCUGGCAAAACAGAAGUUUAUGCUGGAUACAAGCAUUUUAGUGUUUCUAAUGAAGUGGAAGGUUACAAUUUGCAAAGUCUAGCAGGGUUUAGUGGAACUGCGGGAGAUUUUCUUAGCCAUCAAGCUGGUAUGAAAUUUACCACCAAAGACAAAGACAACGAUAUUGCUCCAAAAGGCAACUGUGCAAUUACUUACACUGGAGCUUGGUGGUAUAAUAAAUGCCACCAGAGUCAACUCACUGGUGUUUACACAGAAAAAAAAAACAAAUACAAAGGGCUUCGCUGGGGGGAGAGGUUUUUUUUGAAAAAGGCCAGAAUGCUGAUUAGGCCACAGAUGGAUUCCGAUUUGGUUUUAUGAACAUCUCAAUUGCAUUAUUUUGUUAAAAAUGCGUUGUAAAUAAAUUCUACUCAAAACCCA